CUUAUGCUGUGAUUGGGAGACAAUCGGACGAGGGCAAAGAGUAUGUUUUCAACGAUUUCAAUGUAAUAAUCUGGUUGGUUCCCCUGUCAAUUGUUUAAUCCAAGGGGGAUACCAAAACGGUGGAAGUGGUGUUAAUAACGAUCUCAUAAAUAGAAUUGCAAGUUACGGAAAUCUCACAGAUGCAUGUCAGGCAGUGAAUAAUAGGCAACUGAAUGGUUGGAAUCUAACCCUUGAUGACUGCACCAAUUAUCGUAAAUGUUAA
Molecule: messenger RNA, 262 nt
Organism: Racocetra persica
Lineage: Eukaryota; Fungi; Glomeromycota; Glomeromycetes; Diversisporales; Gigasporaceae
Source: the annotation of a GenBank genome assembly